Molecule: messenger RNA, 333 nt
Organism: Porites evermanni
Lineage: Eukaryota; Metazoa; Cnidaria; Anthozoa; Scleractinia; Poritidae
Source: the annotation of a GenBank genome assembly
AUGCCCAAGGAGUGGAGUAAUGGUCUGUGUAGCUGCUUGAAUGAUAUCCCAUUGUGCUUGACAGGCUACUGUGCUCCUUGCUACGUUUUUGGCAAGACGGCCGAGGCGGUUGGCGAUGAUUGUUUGUUGUGCGGUGUAGUGACCUUCAUCCCACUUGCGAAUCUUUGGUUCAUGACUCAAAUUCGAGGCAAGAUUCGUGAACAGAAAGAAAUUGAUGGCUCGUUCGUCAACGACCUCUUGAUGACUUGUUGCUGUGGUUUAUGUGCCCUUAUUCAAGAAGCUCAAGAAGUUGGAGUGAAGGCCCCUUUCGGAAACUCGAUGGCUCGGUCUUAA